UAUGCAUUGCAUAUAAUUAGAUCACUUUCUGUUCAUAUCCCUUCAAUCAAUUUGAAUUUUUUCCCCCAAAUUAAUCAUUUCUUAGCUCAACGAAGAUGAUGAUCAGAAUCAGAAGCCGCGACGGCCUUGAGCGCGUCUCGAUCGACAACCCCAUCGCCGCCACUGUCGGCCACCUCAAAUCCCAAAUCCAGUCCCAGCUCCGUGUCCCAAUCCCAGCCCAAACCCUCUCCACAGACCAAACCCUUCUCCUCGCCAAAAACCCUUCCGACUGGACCCGAUUCGUUGACAUGGCCGACCCGAACACCCCUCUCUCUUUCCUCAACCUCGCCCACGGCUCCAUCGUUUACUUAGCCUACGAGGGCGAGCGGGCCGUCGCCGGGCCGGCCUUCCACCCCGCGGGCUCCUUCGGAAAGAAGAUGACCAUGGACGACAUAAUCGCGAAGCAGAUGAGGGUCACGCGCCAGGAGAAUCCCCACUGUGAGCUCGUCUCCUUCGACCGGGACGCCGCUAACGCCUUCCAGCACUACGUGAACGAGACUCUCGCGUUUGCAGUCAAGCGGGGCGGGUUCAUGUACGGCACAGUAUCCGAGGCGGGAAAAGUCGAGGUGGAUUUCAUCUACGAGCCGCCACAGCAAGGUACUGAAGAAAAUCUGAUACUCUUAAGAGAUCCAGAUGAGGAGAAAAUGGUCGAGGCCGUAGCCUUAGGGUUAGGAAUGAGGCGAGUCGGGUUUAUAUUCACGCAGACUGUUAGUCAGGACAAGAAGGACUACACGAUGUCUAGAGUCGAGGUUUUGCAGGCGGCCGAGCUUCAGGCGGAGGGUGAUCUGAAGGAGUGGGUCACGGCCAUUGUUAAGCUUGAGGUGAACGAGGAUGGUGGGGCCGAUGUACAUUUUGAGGCUUUUCAGAUGAGUGAUAUUUGCGUGAGGCUGUUUAAGGAAGACUGGUUCGAACGGGAUGUGCCGGGGGAUUUGGAUCCCAAGCUUUCGAGGAUGAAGAAGGACGUGGUGGUUGGGGUAAAGGACACGAGGGAUGUGGAUAAUGAUUUCUUUUUGGUGGUUGUCAAGAUUUUUGAUCAUCAGGGCCCACUUUCGUCGACAUUUCCAAUCGAGAACAGGAUAACCCCUUGGACAAUGAGGUCAUUGAAAACUCAUCUCGAUCGUGCGAAAAAUCUGCCGUUUGUGAAGAGGAUAUCUGAUUUCCACUUACUGCUUUUGCUUGCGAGGUUCUUAGACGUGAAUGGUGACGUGCCGGCUUUGGCUGGGUGUGUGAGGGUACAGGCUACGGUGCCUGAGGGCUACCAGCUGCUGAUCGAGUCCUUAGCCAGUGCCUCUUGACGCGUUUUACUGAAAACAAGCCUAACGUGUGGGCUGCUAAGGUUUUUUCAGUUCGAACUCGACUAUCUUGUAAACUAAUGGCCUUAUUAUAUAGUGCUUUCAUUUAUCUGGGUUUUUACUGUUAUUUAUAGAGUUUAUAUAUCUGUUGCUGUCUGUUAUUUCCUUCUCCUGGUUUGGUACUUCAGUUCAGCCUGACAGUAAUUUUUUAUUUUUUUUUCCCCAAGUUGUGGUAUUUUCCAUGGGUCAAUCAACUCUUUAGAAUAAUUUUUAGAACUCCUCAUGAAGUUG
Messenger RNA from Striga asiatica, 1622 nucleotides. NCBI's taxonomy places the organism in Eukaryota, Viridiplantae, Streptophyta, Magnoliopsida, Lamiales, Orobanchaceae. The record is from the annotation of a GenBank genome assembly.